GGAGAUCGCUUCAGGCGACUACGGCGCCUUCGCCAAGUUGGAGCAGGAGGUGCAGGACCUCGUGCGAGGCCGCUUUCAGGGCCCUGAAUUCUCACAGCAGGUAGCAGGCUUGCUACAGGUUGCCAGCAGAGAGUCCUUAGACUACUCGUUAAAUUUGGCAAUCGGUUAUCUUGAGGAUCUUGCGAGGUCGGCUGUUCAAACGUGGCAAACUAACGUCGCGUCGCGUCGCAGCCUCAGCCGCAGCCUCGCGGCGCUGUCCCGCCGGCCGCGGCACAGUCGCGGGGUGGGGACGGUGGAGCUCGCGGAGGUGGAGGAGGAUAGCUUCCGUUGGAACUGGCAGGAUAUCAAGAACCUGCCCAACGGUCUCAACGCGGCCUACAGACAG
Molecule: messenger RNA, 385 nt
Organism: Volvox carteri f. nagariensis
Lineage: Eukaryota; Viridiplantae; Chlorophyta; Chlorophyceae; Chlamydomonadales; Volvocaceae
Exons: 4
Source: RefSeq, a predicted model, not a curated record